Microthlaspi erraticum is the source of this 3072-nucleotide messenger RNA. NCBI's taxonomy places the organism in Eukaryota, Viridiplantae, Streptophyta, Magnoliopsida, Brassicales, Brassicaceae. The record is from the annotation of a GenBank genome assembly.
AUGGCAGAUCCUGCUAGUCUCUAUCACGAGCGUGACAUCGACCAAGAUGAAAAAACGUUGAUUUGGUUUUCACGUGGAGAAGAAAAAGGUUUGAAGUUGUCUAAAGUUUCUAGAAUCGUCCCUGGACAAAGAACAAUUUGUAAAGACAAAGCUGAGACAGAGGUUUGGUUUGCUGGUCUUAAGUCUAUAAUUGAAAAAAGUCGUAAUAGACGCGCAAGAAGUGAGAUCCCUGAGGCACACGACAGUGACUGCUUCUCCGUUGGUCGUCAAUCAAUAGAUUUUGUCCCAAACAAUAUUCCACGAGGCAGAACAUCAAUUGAUUUAGGCUAUCACAACAAUUCUCCAAUCAAUACUGGUGGCUCAGAUGUUGGAUAUGAACGUGGAAACAUGUUAAGACCAAGUACUGAUGGGUUUCGGAUUAGUGUCUCAAGCACACCAAGUUGUUCAAGUGGAGGUUCUGGUCCGGAUGAUAUCGAAUCAUUAGGUGAUGUUUACGUUUGGGGUGAGGUUUGGAGCGAAGGGAUCUUACCAGACGGGACAAUUAGCAAAGAAACGGUGAAAACAGAUGUGUUAACUCCAAGACCCUUGGAGUCAAACGUUGUUCUUGAUGUUCACCAGAUUGUUUGCGGUGUAAGGCACAUAGCGCUUGUGACAAGACAAGGUGAAGUAUUUACAUGGGGAGAAGAAGCUGGAGGUAGGCUUGGACAUGGUAUUCAAGUCGAUAUUAGCCGUCCGAAACUCGUUGAGUUUCUUGCUUUAACCAACAUAGACUUUGUUGCGUGUGGAGAGUAUCACACUUGUGUUGUUUCUACCUCUGGAGACUUGUUUUCAUGGGGAGAUGGAAUCCACAAUGUAGGGCUUUUGGGACAUGGUAGUGAUAUUAGCCACUGGAUACCAAAAAGAGUUUCUGGUCCUCUAGAAGGUCUUCAGGUACUCUCAGUUGCUUGUGGCACAUGGCAUUCGGCUUUGGCCACUGCAAAUGGGAAGCUAUUCACAUUUGGUGAUGGUACGUUUGGCGUUUUAGGACAUGGAAACAGAGAAAGCGUUUCCUAUCCGAGGGAAGUACAAUCUUUAAACGGGUUAAAAACGGUGAAAGUAGCUUGUAGCGUUUGGCACACGGCAGCGAUUGUCGAGGUUAUGGGUCAGACCGGUACAAGUAUGUCAUCUAGGAAGUUGUUUACUUGGGGUGAUGGAGACAAAAACAGAUUAGGGCAUGGGAAUAAAGAGACUUACUUGCUUCCCACGUGUAUCUCUUCACUUAUUGACUACAACUUUCAUCAAAUUGCUUGUGGACAUACAUUUACCGUCGCACUCACAACCUCAGGACAUGUUUUCACAAUGGGAGGAACCUCACAUGGUCAACUUGGUAACUCAAUCUCUGAUGGUAAAUUACCAUGCUUGGUGCAAGAUAGGCUAGUCGGAGAAUUUGUGGAAGAAAUCGCUUGCGGGGAUCACCAUGUUGCGGUUAUGACAUCUAGAAGUGAAGUCUUUACUUGGGGGAAAGGUGCUAAUGGAAGAUUAGGACAUGGAGAUACAGAUGAUAGAAGAACACCAACUUUGGUUGAAGCCUUGAGAGACAGGCAUGUGAAGAGCUUGUCUUGCGGCUCAAACUUCACAUCAAGUAUAUGCAUACAUAAAUGGGUCUCAGGAGCAGAUCAGUCCAUAUGCUCUGGAUGCCGCCAAGCGUUUGGUUUUACCCGAAAGAGGCAUAAUUGUUAUAAUUGUGGUUUAGUCCAUUGCCAUGCUUGUAGUUCAAAGAAAGCAUUGAAAGCAGCAUUGGCUCCAACUCCAGGGAAACCACAUCGCGUAUGCGAUGCGUGUCACAGCAAACUUAAAGCUGCGGAGUCUGGUUAUAUCUCUAAUGCAAACAGGAGUCAUACUGCAACUCCUGGACGGUUAAUGGAUGGCUCGGUAAGAAUAGAUAGAGAAACAACAAGAUCGUCUAAAGUUCUCUUAGCAACUAGAGAGCCAGUUAAGUCAUCAAGGUCUGGAUUUAGACCUGAUUCUUCUAAUGUCCGUGCCUCGCAAGUUCCAUCUCUCCAACAACUUAGAGACAUUUCGUUCCCGACUUCUCUUACCGCGAUUCAAAAUGCUUUAAAACCUGUUGGUCCUGCUGCUGUUCCGCCGCGUCAACUAGCCGGAAUUGUGCCAUCGCCUCCACCUCCAAGAUCAUCUUCGCCUUUACCUGCAAGAUCUUCCACGCCUUUGCCUGCAAGAUCAUCCUCGCCUUAUGCAAGAAGAUCAAGCCCUCCACGCACGUCUGGAUUUUCAAGGAGCGUUAUCGAUAGUUUGAAGAAGACUAAUGAAGUUAUGAAUCAAGAAAUGACAAAGUUGCAGAGUCAGGUUAAGAAUUUGAAACAGAAAUGUAAUAAUCAAGGAACAGAGAUCCAAAGAUUUCAACAUGCAGCUAAAGAAGCUUAUGAAUUAGCUGCAAAACAAUCUUCCAAACAUAAAACAGCAACAGAGGCUCUCAAGUCUGUUGCAGAACAGCUGAAAGGGUUGAAGGAUAAAUUACCACCUGAGGUAUCAGAGAGUGAAGCUUUUGAGUCCAUUAACUCUCAAGCUGAAGCUUAUCUAACUGCAAACGAAACAUUAGAAACACCUUUACUCACAACUUUGAGACUUGAUCAACAAGAAACAUCUCCUUCUGGUAACACACAAGAACAAAAGAUUGAUGAACAAGUAUCAUCGAGCUCAAGUAUAGCCGAGACAUCAAAUUCAUCUAGGCCAGUACCAACCGAAACUUCAUCAUCAAGAACAGCUGGAAAAGAAAGUAAAGAGCAGUUUGAACCUGGCGUUUACGUGACUUUUGCGGUAGACAUGCAUGGAAACAAGAUUUUCCGACGAGUUAGAUUCAGUAAAAAGAGAUUUGAUGAGCAUCAAGCAGAAGAUUGGUGGACAAAAAACAAAGACAGGCUGCUUAAGUGGUAUAGUCCAAAUUCAUCAUCAAAUCCAACAGCUUCUGAAUCACCUGUUACUCCUCCUCCUCCACCACCACCCGAACCAGUACCACCGUCUGAUCCGCCAGUCCCUGAGAAAAGCAAUGAGGAAGAACCAGAUUCUGAAGUCUAA